AUGCGAGCAUUUGUUGUAUUGUACUGGGAUACGCCAAGGUUUGACCAAUGCCUUCUGGACGCCAUCUAUGGCUUGCCCACAUUCGAGAAUCCCGAUGAACAAAGCCCAAGCCAUAUUUCACGACACCAUCACAUAAGUAAGACCAUGCUUGAAGGGCUUCUUACUUCAAAAUUGAAAAUCAAGGGCGAGUGGCGACCGCUGACUCGAGAGAUUCUCCGCUCGGUACAGGUGACUAGAACUACGAUCGAGGGAGCUGCAGAGGACCUAUACGAGCGCGCCUUCGUACGCCUCGCGCUAGACCAGCUUCCGUUGUCCCGAAUUGUUCAGGAUCUGGUUCCGACUGGGACUUCGUGUGAAAGAAAUGCAGCUCGUCUCCUCGACAAUGCACUUGCUGCAGCAGUUUUCCUGAACCGGGCUUCCGAUGUGCAGGCUUUCAUGGAGCUCGGAGCUAAUGCUUCUGGCCGAACAACGUGGUUUGGUGAUACCUUAGUCGUCGCUGGAUCUCACGCAGGGGUGGACGUUUUCUAUCUCAUUUUAAGGGCUACUCUGCGGUCGCACCGGAACUUGGCGAUAUCCCGGCUUAUCAUGUCCCUCGAGCACGCCGCCGAACGUGGGAGAGCUGCUUUGUUCUGCCCACGACUGUGGGCCGAGAUAGAGAGACUGUUCACGGAUUUGUCGCCUUCUCACUGCUUUGGCCCGGCCCUGAAGAGCGCCGCCCUAGCAUCUCAGAACAGCACUGUGCUAGCCAUCUUUGAAUUGCUUCAUACGCAUGGUGUUGCUCUCGAAGUCGCAUUCAGCAACGAGUUUUGGGCUGAGACUCUUCGAAUCGUGGCGGCGAAUGGAUCUAUCUGCGUGGCACAGCUUAUCCUUGGCAAUACUUCGCAGUUCCAACACCCGGGUAGCUUGGAUGUUCAUCUUGAGGAUGCUUGCCGAAACGGUCAUUUUUCAAUGGUGCGGCUUCUAAUCUCGCACAAGCAAGUAAACUCAUACGCGGGAGCGAUGUACUGGGCCGCUCGUGGCCUUCACUACGAAAUUUUACGUUUCCUUUCCUGUCAUCCUCCACGAUCUGGUUCGAUGAGCGUUGAAGACGCUUUGUGUGGUGCGUUCGCGGAUCGAACUCAUUUGGCUUCCGUGAUGGAGACAAUGUCGAGUCUCACAUCUGUAGACCAGGCUAGUCGGGAGCAAAGCUUCUGUCAGAUGGCUGUAAGAUUACAACUGGACGCCGUGCGGGCUCACAAUCAGCAGAAUAAUCCACCAGCUGAGACCGAUGGAGAUCCAUUCCAAAGUCUUUUGCCGAUCGGUCAAGUCAAGCUCGCGCAAGCAUGCUCAGCGGGGGAUUUUCCUACUUUCUGCCGCCUUGUGUGUGCACCUGACGAACACUAUGCGGCCGAGAAUUAUACAGCAGGAGCGUUUUCGUCAACCAUCAACUACCAGCGUCCUGGAAUGCUUCAGUUCUUGUGCGAGAAAUUUCCCUCAAGCAAGUUUUACUUGAUGUAA
Molecule: messenger RNA, 1497 nt
Organism: Pseudocercospora fijiensis CIRAD86
Lineage: Eukaryota; Fungi; Ascomycota; Dothideomycetes; Mycosphaerellales; Mycosphaerellaceae
Exons: 2
Coding region: 1-1497 (498 amino acids)
Source: RefSeq, a predicted model, not a curated record